Trichoderma atroviride IMI 206040 is the source of this 727-nucleotide messenger RNA. The record is from RefSeq and is a predicted model, not a curated record. NCBI's taxonomy places the organism in Eukaryota, Fungi, Ascomycota, Sordariomycetes, Hypocreales, Hypocreaceae.
CCAACAUGCAAUUCGUGUCCAUCCAACAUUGGAAAACAUGAGAGACCUUCUACCACGCCUCGAUGCUUUUGUGGAGGCCCUGUCAAAACAUCCUGAGCUCAAUAAUACCAGGUAUAUUCUAGCACAUAAAGAUUUGCACUUUGGAAACGUCAUGUAUGACGAGUUGAGCGGCUGCAUCACAGGCAUAUUGGAUUGGGAAUUCUCUAGCAUCGUGCCAGCGCCCCGCUGGAAUCCCGUCAGGGCUUUUCUGUGGAAUGGCCAGUACGCUCCAGAGGCCACUGAAGAAAAGAAUCGUGUCAAUGAGCUGUUUAGAGAACGUUGCAUAGCGCGAGGAUUGGCAUCUCUGAUAGAAGAGACAAAUUUUAGCUCGACUAUACAGCAAGUGAUGCAAGAUACAGUCAAUUACUUGCGUGCAAUUGUCGAGGUCAGCCCACGCCAUCAAAAGGCAGAGGUGGUUCCUAGCUGGCGGGCUUCCCUUGAGGAAGGGCUGACUGCUUUUAAGGUCUGAAAGGCUUUGUAAAUAUAAGCCCCCCAUAUCGCUAGCAUAGAGCCGAAUCAGAAGACAAUUAUCAAUGCAUACGCUAUAUAGAAUUUAGUUUUUAAACGCUGGAAAAUAUCUCUUCAAGCCAGAAUCCAAGAAUCUCAUGCCAAUAGGUUUCACCAGAUAGUCAUCAGCACCAGCAGCACUCGCGGCUUCUCUAUCUACAUCACUGUCUUGCCCAGUCAC